Molecule: messenger RNA, 231 nt
Organism: Necator americanus (New World hookworm)
Lineage: Eukaryota; Metazoa; Nematoda; Chromadorea; Rhabditida; Ancylostomatidae
Exons: 1
Coding region: 1-231 (76 amino acids)
Source: RefSeq, a predicted model, not a curated record
AUGAGGGGAGCAGAUUACUGCAAUAUCCUAUCAUUAAGAAGUCUUAAAAUAGAAAGAGGUGAGCGUAGCGCAUUAGAAAAAGUCCUCGCAGCGUCUGUCGAGUUGACAGAUCAACAAUUUCGAAGGCGUAUCAAUCAUCUCACCCUCCGGGGUCUAAAAAUUGAUACCAGAAAUAACUGUGAUGAUAAGGACACUAGAAUAAAACGACGGCUGUUCCCCUUAAGUCAAUAG